AUGAAGUACGCUUUCGCCGCCGCGGCCCUUGCUGCCACCGUCUACGCCCAGGACAUCUCCACCAUCCCUUCUUGCGCCAUCCCCUGCAUUGACGCCUCGAGGGCCGCUGUCACCACUUGCGGUGAGACCGACUACAAGUGUCUGUGUGACAACAUCACCGCCAUCCAGGGUGACGCCACCACCUGUGUCAUCAGCGCUUGCGGUGCCACUGUCGCCGUCAACGACGUCCUCCCAGCCACCCAGGCUUUCUGCGCCGCCGUUGAGGCCGGCGGUGACUCCACCACCUCCGCUGCUGAGACAACCUCUGCCGCCGAGACCACCUCCGCUGCUGAGACAACCACCGUCGCCGAGCCGACUACCACGGCCGCCAGCACCGUCAGCGAGGCCACCACAUCGGCCUCGGAGAGCGAGGGCGGCAGCUACCCGACCACUGUCAUCUCCAGCACCAGCUACGUGCCCACCACCAUUGUCAGCACCAGCACCAAGGCCCACACCAACAGCACCGCCUCGGCCACCUCGGCCCCGUCGACCGUCGUCACUGCCGGUGCCGCCGUCGCUACUGCCGGCUCUGUUGGCAUGCUCGUCCUCGGCGCUCUCGCUGCCAUGAUCUAA
This is a messenger RNA of Pestalotiopsis fici W106-1, 612 nucleotides long. RefSeq lists its product as uncharacterized. The record is from RefSeq and is a predicted model, not a curated record. The coding region runs from base 1 to 612 and encodes 203 amino acids. The transcript has 2 exons. Lineage: Eukaryota; Fungi; Ascomycota; Sordariomycetes; Amphisphaeriales; Sporocadaceae.